Chrysochloris asiatica (Cape golden mole) is the source of this 636-nucleotide messenger RNA. RefSeq names its product SUB1 homolog (S. cerevisiae) (gene SUB1). Gene Ontology annotation, cellular component: transcription regulator complex; nucleus. The transcript has 4 exons. The record is from RefSeq and is a predicted model, not a curated record. NCBI's taxonomy places the organism in Eukaryota, Metazoa, Chordata, Mammalia, Afrosoricida, Chrysochloridae. The coding region runs from base 1 to 384 and encodes 127 amino acids. Gene Ontology annotation, molecular function: transcription coactivator activity; DNA binding. Gene Ontology annotation, biological process: positive regulation of transcription initiation by RNA polymerase II.
AUGCCUAAAUCAAAGGAACUUGUUUCUUCAAGCUCAUCUGGCAGUGAUUCUGAUAGUGAAGUCGACAAAAAGUUGAAGAGGAAAAAGCAAGUUGCUCCAGAAAAACCUGUGAAGAAGCAAAAAACUGGUGAAACUUCAAGAGCCUUAUCGUCCUCUAAGCAGAGCAGCAGCAGCAGAGAUGAUAAUAUGUUUCAGAUUGGGAAAAUGAGGUAUGUCAGUGUUCGGGACUUUAAAGGGAAAGUCCUAAUUGAUAUUAGAGAAUAUUGGAUGGAUCAGGAAGGUGAAAUGAAACCAGGAAGAAAAGGUAUUUCUCUAAAUCCCGAGCAGUGGAGUCAGCUGAAGGAACAGAUUUCGGACAUUGAUGACGCAGUAAGGAAACUGUAACAUCAGAGCUGUAUCCAACCGUACUGCUCUAGUCGUUUUAAUCUGUCUGUUUACAUUGGCUUUUGUUUUCUAACCGUUGUUUUCCAAGCUAUUGUAUAUUUGGAUUGCAGAACAGUUUGUAAGAUGAAUACUUUUUUUUUAAUGUGCGUUAUUAAAAAUGUUCUGAGUGAAGCUGAUUUGUCAACUUUAUUAAGGAGAAUUGCUUGUGCCCACUAACCUAGUGUAAAAUAAAGGCAAGUAAUACAAUCUUAA